Didymodactylos carnosus is the source of this 4476-nucleotide messenger RNA. The record is from the annotation of a GenBank genome assembly. Lineage: Eukaryota; Metazoa; Rotifera; Eurotatoria; Philodinida; Philodinidae.
AUGAAUUGUAUAGAUAAUAGUGGCAAUGAUGAUUAUGUUCUUAGUUAUUUGGGUGAAGAAAAUAUGAUGAUGACCAAAUAUGAAGACGAUGUGGAACGGUCAGGCUCAUCUUCCGAUUUUCUACUAUUACUCGAAAAUUUACUCAAACGAAGUAUACCGCCAACAACAACAAUUAUUUCAUCAUCGAAAAAAACAAAUCGUCUAAGACGUAGUAAGAGUGAAGAACUCUAUACGAAAAAAAAUGAUCGAAAAAGACGAGAAAAUGAAUAUUCAUCAACAUCAUCAUCAUCAGCAACAACAAAAACUGAAUAUAAUUUAACAGAUAUUGGUAGAGACAAUAACGACGAUAACGAUAAUUUAACAUUUACAGAUAUUGACGAUAGUGAUAUUGAAAAUGGUGAUCGAUUAUUGGAAAGAAGUCGUUCAGCACCAAGUAGUCCAACAAAAGUGUUUGACGAUGAAUUAGCCACCUUUUUACAAUGUGAUAAUAUACCAACAAAAUCAGCAGGAUUUAUUUAUAAUGUUGAUUUAUCAAAUGAACCAGUGAUAAUAUCAAACACAUAUCAGGAAAGUAUUGACAAUCGAAGAGCAAUAAUUCGUUGUAAUGACAGUUCCGAUGAAGAUGAUGAUGAUUAUUCAAGUUAUUUUACAGACGCACCGGAAGUAAUACAACUAAAUACUACAACGACAGCAACAAAUUGUUUAACGAUUGAAGAAGAAAACGAAGAAGAAUUAGAACAAAUAAAACUUGAAGAAGAAGCUGAAAGAUUGUCAUUACAAAUACAACAGAAACAACAAUUUGUUAAUGAAAUAAUUAAAGAUGAUGAAAAACAACAGCAAGGAAUAAUUAAAGAUAAGGAUGAUCGUGCAGAUUUAUUAGAAAAUGAUUUAGAAUUAGAAAAGACAAUGAAUAAUUUUAUUAUUUAUAAUAAUUCAUCAUCAUUCGAUGAUAAUUUGGGACGAUUAUCGACUAUUUAUGAAUCAAAUCAAGAAUCGGCCAUAUCAAUUGGAGCACCUAGUCCAAAAGUUGAACAUAAAUUUGAAUUGGACGAUAUCGAUGAUAAAUUAAUUGUCUAUGAUAAACAUGCAUUUUUUCCUACAGAAUCCAUUCAAGAAUAUUCACCAGUAAAUAUGAUGAAAUCAUCUAUUUUUAACACUGACAAUACGAUACAAAACAAAACAAUGAUCGAACAGAGAAAAGACGAGAAAAAUCAACAAAAUGAAAUAAAGGCUGCUCAUGAUCCACUAUCACAAUCUAAAAAAAUCGUAUCCUCACCGAUUAUUGAUCGUAAUAAAAUUCGUUCAUGUUAUGCAAAUGCCUCAUCCGUAUUUUCAUUGGAUAAUCAUAACAAUUUAUCAUAUAUAUCGUCAUCAUUCGCCAGUCGUUUGUGUGGAACAGCUGCUUCGACUGUUUCUCACAAAUCCGUUCCUAAUACUACCAUCACCACCACUACUACGCAUAAUUCAAAUUCAGAUUUUCCAUUUAAAUAUAAGCAGCAGCAGCAGCAGCAGCAACUAUUGUCAGAUGAUACUAAAAUAAACUUUAAAUGUCAUACCUCUAGUUAUGACCAACAGAAACAAAUGAAAUCAUCAUCAUCAUCACCCAUUAUUAGUUCAAAAAUUCAACAACAUCCAGAUUCUAAUAUGACAUUCUCCAAAUCUCAAGUGAUAAAUGUCAAUGAUAGAGAAAAAGAUUAUUUUCUUGAUAACAAAUCAAACUCUAUGUCUUUAUCUGUACCCUUAUUAUCAAUUUCAAAUAUACCAGAUGAAAUUAUUUUACCAACUGAAGAUAAAAAAUAUCAACAAACAACAAAUACUAAUCAUGUUAUGAAAAUGAAAAUGAUUCAAUCAUCUUCAUCAUCACUAUCUGAUUUUAUUGUUCAGACAAAAACAACUCAACAAUCGAAUGUUAAUCCUUGUAUUCAUUCACUAAAUGAUUGUUCUAUGACGACUACUACCAAUAUUCCUAUACAAUCCUGUUCAUCUCGUGUUCCAUUACGUUUAACUGAAAGACGUCCAUCUAAUCGUAUAUUAACAAACGGUUUACUCAAUUGUUCUACCAUAACACCAAUAACAUUAAAACAUCCACCAUUCGAUUUAGCUUUGACUAAUAAUAAUACUAAACAUUUAUCAGUUGAAAAUAUGUUUUUAGCAAAAAGUGAAGAAUCAUUGAAACCCAUUGUUGUUGAUGAAUCAACAAAAUCUUCUUCUUCAACCUCCUCUUCAUCAUCAUCACCAUCAAGUAAUAAAAUAAUGUCACGUUCUGAUUUUGUUGUUGGAUUGCGUAUGCCAACCUCUGACCACUACUACCCAUGGAUGAUCACAUCAUCAUCAACACCAAAACAACAGUUAAAACAACAUAAUGAAUUAAAUCAACGAAAAUCAUCCAGUUUAAAAAAUGUUUAUUCAACAACACCAACAACAGCCAAUACAACAACAACAAAUCAUCAUCAUUCAACAAAUAGUGGUAUUUUAUAUCCAAUUGAUUAUACAAAUAAAAUAAUAAAUGAUGAUCAAAAUACAAAUAUGAUGUUAGAUUUUAAAUGGUUAACUAGCAAUAAUAAUAAUAAUAAUAAUAAUAAUAAUAAUAAUUAUCAUAAUAAUAAUCAAAUGAUAGAUUCAUCACAACAAAAAAUGCCAACAUCAUCUGAUUCGGGAAUUGUUAUUGAUCAACAAGAAGAAACAUCAUCCGGUGAACACACUGGAAAAUACUCAAGUGGUUCCAGUGUAGACGACGAUGAAAAUUUUUCAUUAUUAAAACAAUAUCAAUUGGAAUAUCAAGAGACAAUUCAACAUCUGUCGAUUAUAAAAAAAACAAUUGUUGAUAUUGAAGGACGAUUAAAUGAAGCAAUGAGAGAGCUUGAGAUCGAACGUGCUCUAAUUGAAGGUGAACAUGAAAUAUUGUUUAAACAAAUAAUUGAUGCUUCAGAUGAUGAUCAACGAAAAAUACAUCAGUUAUAUAAUGAAUUACAUAUAUUAUUAGAAAAAGUGAUGGCUGAUAAAGAUGCAAUACGUAAUGAAAUUGAUCGUACUCAACAAACAUUAUAUAAUUUUGAACAAGAACUUCAACUAUUAGAACAAUGUUUAAAAUCAAAUUCAUCUCAUAAUGAAAAUGAUUUAAUUGAUAAGAUAAUUAAAAAAAAAGAAAUGAUUGAACAAACAAAGAAAAAACAUGAAGAUCUUGAAUUUCAGUUAAUGGAAUUAGAAACAAAAUGUGAAGCAGAAUUAGAAGAAGCAGAAGAAAAUUUUAAAAAUGAACAAGAUAUUGUACAAAAAAAUUCAAAAAUACGUCAGACUAAUCUUCGAGAUCUUGAUCAUCAACAACAUAUUAUAUUACAGCAAGUAACAACUGAAAAACAAAAACUAGAACGUGAAAGACAAAAACUAAAAUGUUUAUUUAAAAAAAAAAAAUUACAUGCCAGCGAUAUUGAGCAAAAAAUUAAUAAAUUAAAUGAUUCAUUAUCAAUAAUAGAUAAUAAUCAACGUCAUCAUAUGAACGGUAAUAGUCGUACGUUGACAAAAAAUCAUGGCGAAGAUGAAGAAGAUUUUAAAAAUAUUAUUAUUCCAUCUAUAUUAGGAAAAAGUAAUAAAAAAUCAACUCAUUAUUCAACAUCAUUUAAUGGACACGAUGAUUAUGAUAUAAAUAAUGGAGAUGAUAUACCUUCGUCAUGGCAUUCUAAAUCAUUGAUGAAUGGAAGUACAAACAAUGAUUCAUUAUUUAAUAAAACAUAUUUAAAUGGUAUUUAUAAUUCACUUUCAAUGGUUAAUUAUCAAGAUUUACCGUUAAAUAUGAAAAAUGAUGAAUAUAUUCAUAAAUUAAAUGAAUUAAAAGAAAUGAUAUCUGUUGCUAAAUUAGAAAAAAUGACCAUUCUCGAACAACAAUUACGUGAAAGAUAUGCAGAAUUAAUUCAAUAUCAAGAAGAACACGCUAAACGUUUAGAAUUAGAGAAAAAAUUAGCUGAUGAAGUAAAAAAUAGAGAUUAUCUUGUUGAAUGUCAAGUAAAAUUGAGAGAAAAAAAUCGUGUUCAGGAACGUCCAUUAACUCGUUAUUUACCAAUUCGUUGGAAUGAUUUUGAUUUACGUCAACAUAUUUCAGAAGCUGGUCAUCAAUUAGAUACAUUAAAAAAUAUUUAUGUAACAUCAACAUCAUGUCGUGGUUUUUUAUCUAAAAUGGGUGGUAUUAAAUUUAAAACAUGGAAUCGUCGAUGGUUUGUUUUUGAUCGUAAACGUCGUUCAUUAUUCUAUUAUCAAGAUAAAAGUGAAACAAAAUUACGUGGUAUUAUUUAUUUUCAAUCAAUUUUAGAAGUUUAUUUUGAUCAUUUACAAUCGGUUAAAAGUCCAGAACAAAAAAUGACAUUUAUUGUUAAAACAUUGGAGAGACCCUAUUAUUUAAUUGCACCAUCUCUUGAAAUUAUGAGAAUAUGGAUUGAUGUUAUUUCGACUGGUUCAGAAGGUGCUAGAGAGUACGAAUCAUAA